Molecule: messenger RNA, 1328 nt
Organism: Batrachochytrium dendrobatidis JAM81
Lineage: Eukaryota; Fungi; Chytridiomycota; Chytridiomycetes; Rhizophydiales
Exons: 2
Coding region: 146-1186 (346 amino acids)
Source: RefSeq, a predicted model, not a curated record
UAUAUUUUUAUGUGCAAUUCUUGCCGACUUGUCCUUGGCUGGUAGUGUGACUACUCGGCUACACAAACGACAGCUUGGUUCUGCCAUUACCUUCAAAUGGGUAAAGUUGCAUAGUUGUAACUUGCCUGAAUCCAUCUCGGAUGAUAUGGUUCGAAUCAUCAAUACAAAUAAUCCCUCAAAUCCAUCCAGGUUCUGUCGACCCUAUUACUCGUCCACCUUAAAUCGUACCUUGUAUCUAUAUGAGCGAUAUCAAUCCGAUAAUGGAGGUAUAAUUGAACGACUUGAAUGCAGUGAUAACACUUGUUCUCAAGGAUGUUCACUACAAGGCACGAGCUGGGUUUCUAAAGCGGAUGGUCAUGCUCCUGGUCAAGGGCUGUGUACGGUUUCCUACUUUGAAGUGGUGAAUCCCAGUGACGAUACAAUAUGGACAAAAUCUGAAUGGGAUACGCUGGCAACAUCUGCUUUUGUUCAAGCCACUACCCUAUACGCUGCUCCUGUCAAACCCGUUGUAUGCUCAAACUCUCAUAGGAUUCAGUCUUUUGUUCGUCACCAUAUCUUUGAAAACUGUGUAGCUAUAAAUACUACUCAUUUCAUCAAGUCCUUUUUGGAAAAUGGUUCGACAAGCACUGAUGCACGACAGAUAACUACAAGAUUGUGCAUGGAUUCAGCUUGCUCUACAUCAUGUUCAACAUUACUCAAAAUACCUGCACCACUAAAAGGUAGCAACAAGCCAAUCUGCACGGCUCCUGAAUUGAGUUCCAACGAAGCGAUAGUUCCUGUUACAAUGAUGUUUCCCUUGUUGACUCUCAGUAACCCAAUUUCUUCCGACUACACUACGCUAUCACUUCAUGCUCCAACACUACGCUUACUUGCAUCGGCUAUAAACACAUCCAGUCCUGAACCCGCAGAUGCCGAUUCAGGUUCAACUGGUGGCUUUUUCUCCUCUCCAAUAGCAGUAGGGGUAUAUAUCGCUGUUGGUGUAUGUGUAUUCAUUGUACUGGUUGUCUUUGGGAUUCGCGCUUUUCUUCGGAUAAACUUUGAAUCUCCCAAGCGUACCACCAUUGCCGAAAAAGUCGUCGUUGUUCACGAUCAGUACGGAUCCAACUAUAGUCUGGAUGAUCUGGAAGCUGGUCCACCAAACUAUAAUUCUGCAACAGGUAAUGCUCCCGUUGUUUAUCAUGGAUGACAGCCACUAGCGUUUUUAAGUCGUCUCCAUGCAAGAAAUUAAAGAUGGUCAGCAAUGCCAAUGUAUAUAUAUAAUGGUUUUGAAUAUAUACAUGCACUUGAAUUAUAUUUUUAAUACAUACAAGUAAUAUCUUGACACGUUU